AUGGCACCAAAGAAGAACGCCCGCGAGUCGACGCCCUCGGCAGCUUCUACCACGAAUGCUAGCACCACCACCACCACCAGUGGCUCCGCUCCCGCUGCGUCGGUGAAAGCUGCGACCACGUGGGACGACAUCCUCCACAACUUCUGCCAGCAUUAUUUGAAGCAAACCCCCCAGCGGAUCAAGCUCAUCGAUGCUUUCCUCCUUUUCCUCGCCGUCGUCGGCGCUCUGCAGUUCAUCUACUGCGUUGUGGCCGGCAACUACCCCUUUAAUGCUUUUCUUGCUGGCUUCUGCGCCACGGUCGGACAGUUUGUCUUGACAGUGUCGCUGAGAAUUCAGACGACCGCAUCGAACAAGAGCGACUUCCCAGCAGUGUCCCCCGAAAGGGCCUUUGCCGACUUUGUCGUUUGCAGUCUCAUCCUGCAAUUCUUCUGCGUCAACUUCAUCAACUGA
Molecule: messenger RNA, 450 nt
Organism: Drechmeria coniospora
Lineage: Eukaryota; Fungi; Ascomycota; Sordariomycetes; Hypocreales; Ophiocordycipitaceae
Exons: 4
Coding region: 1-450 (149 amino acids)
Biological process (GO): protein N-linked glycosylation
Cellular component (GO): oligosaccharyltransferase complex; membrane
Source: RefSeq, a predicted model, not a curated record